UUAGACGGUCUUCGCGGUCUUGCUGCUUUCUUUGUGGUUCUCCACCACUCCAGCCUGGUCUGGUUCUCCUGGAAGAUCCACGGGGGCUGGAACCCAAACUCGGACCAGACAGCAUGGUUCGUGCGACUACCCAUCAUCCGAUUCUUCAUCUCGGGGGCCCCCCAGGUGCGAAUAUUUUUUGUCGUAUCGGGCUAUGCGAUUUCCCACAAGCCGAUCAAGCUGGCCCGUCAAGGCCGCUACGCUGAGAUCGGCGCGACGCUGUCCUCGUCCGUCUUCCGCCGACACUCGCGACUCUUCCUACCAGCGGCCUGCAUCACGCUGCUUAGCGCCCUCAUAAUACAACUGGACCCGGGCUGGUUCGGUUCAGAAGGCCUGGAAGGCGUUGCCGUACCGACCAGAACAGUGCCGCACGCCAACAACCUCCUCGACCAGCUGUGGCAUUUCAAGGAUGCCGAGAUACAAGCGACAAAUCCCAUCUCCCAGGGCCUUGCGCAGGGAGGCGAGUCCAGGGUGUACCUGAACCCAUACGACCCAAACCUGUGGACGCUGCCCAUGGAGUUCAGCAGCUCCUUUGUCGUCUUUUUGUUCCUGACGGCAUUUGCCAGGAUACGCAACCGGGUCAGGAUGUUUUUCGCGCUCGGGGUUAUCGUCUACUUCCAGUACAACUUUGGCUACUGGGCCCUCUACCCUUUUCUGUGCGGCAUGCUCAUCUGCGACAUCCACUUCGAGAUGGACGAGAUCAGGGCGAAAUACGCCGCAGGGCCCGACUCUGCCGACACGUCUGUCCUGCCCAUCGGGGUGGUGUUCGGCCUGGCCGCGUUCCUCGGAAGCCUCUGGCUCCUCAGCACACCGGAUGCGUUCCUCGGGUCCAAACAGUCCUGGGGCUUCGUCACGCUCGUGUCGUGGGUGCCGGAGACGCUACGGGACCAGGCGCUGGUGCCGACAGGCGCAGCUCUGCUCGUGCUCGUCGUGGACCAGUUCCCCUUCCUCCAGAUCCUCUUUACCAAUUCCUUUGCGCAGUACAUGGGGCGCAUCUCGUACGCGCUCUACCUGGUCCACGGCCCUCUGCUGUGGUCGCUGGGGCUGAGCUUUGCGCACACGACGCUCGACCUCACGGGGAAAGAGGGCGACUGGCAGUAUGGCUUUGGUAUUUUUCUGGCUGCGUGUUUGUGGUGGCCGAUUGCGAUCUAUGCGGCGGAUCUUACUGCUCGGUUUGUGGAUGAGAACUGUGUGCGUCUUGGCAGGUGGGUUUAUGAGAAGUUAUUGAAGCAGGAGUCAUGA
Molecule: messenger RNA, 1281 nt
Organism: Cryphonectria parasitica EP155
Lineage: Eukaryota; Fungi; Ascomycota; Sordariomycetes; Diaporthales; Cryphonectriaceae
Exons: 2
Biological process (GO): polysaccharide biosynthetic process
Cellular component (GO): membrane
Molecular function (GO): acyltransferase activity, transferring groups other than amino-acyl groups
Source: RefSeq, a predicted model, not a curated record